Messenger RNA from Parnassius mnemosyne (clouded apollo), 3138 nucleotides. NCBI's taxonomy places the organism in Eukaryota, Metazoa, Arthropoda, Insecta, Lepidoptera, Papilionidae. The record is from the annotation of a GenBank genome assembly.
ACAACCAAUAGUUUUCCACUAGGUUUACAAGAUAAAAAGCAAAAUUUAAUUAGUUUAAAGAAAAUAAGAUACUUGUAUUAUCACAAUCUUCUUUUGUACAUGGGCAUAGUAUUUGUAACUACUGAGCUUCUACUCAAUAAAACACUCACGCUGUUAUUGGCGAAUAAACAAAAACCGCCAUAAAAAAGAAAAGAAGAAGAAAAACUCCGGUUUAUUGAAGAAAAAGAGAAUUCAAUUAUAUUAAAGCUAUAGGAAACAGAAAUGGCCUUUAGUGAAAUUUGUAGAAUUUGUUUAAGCGUUAAUGUACGCAUGUUUAUUCUAAAGAAGACUGGCCUCCAAAAUUUAUAUAAAACAUUGACGAAUAGAUUUAUGGAUGAGAAUGAGGGGCCCAUAAUUGUCUGUUUCACCUGUCAUGCAAGACUUAUUCGUUGCAGAAGAUUACAACAACAGGCUAUUGAAUCAAAUGCAAUUCUGGAGCAGUUGCUUGCAGGAGGGUCCAUGUCAACAACAAAACCUCAUGAAGCUAGAGAUAAGAUUCAAUUCACAUCAAUUUGUCAUAUAGAUAUCAGGCCAGUGGAGUGUGAUAUAGAAAAUAAUUGUAAAGACGAAAUUUUUAUCAUUGACUCCAUUAAAGUCGAGGAAGAGAAUUUAGAAAAUGAGAAUUUCAAAUUUGAAGAAAAUGGGAAUCAUGAAACAGAGACUGCUGAAAAACAAGAAGACUUGGAGAUUGAUGCUUUUGAAGAUAGACAGAUGGAUUUGGAGGACGACUUGCCACUAAUUGCAUUUGGUUCAAAGAGUAAAGAGCAAUCUAUAAAUGCAAAAUUUAAAAAGAAUGGCAGGAAAAGAGAGAACAAAGACAUAGAACAAUACGUCACACCGACAAAUCAUUUACUAGAACUGUCUGCGAAGAACAUUCAAUCAAAUUCUACUGAUAGUAACAUAAACGUAGUACGUAAAGAAAACCUCGAUUUUGAAGGCCCAACAUCAAACUCUAAAGUGAAAAGAGAUAAUCAACCAAUUAAUAAAAAAGGAAAACAUCCUGCAAAUAUUAUGAAAAAGAAAAUUUUAAAACAAAAGGGUGUAAAUAUACUUAGGAAAAAAACAUCAACAAAAUACAUUUUUGAAUGUGACGAUUGUAGUAAAAAAAUUUCAACAAAAGAUGUUCUCGCCGACCACAUGUCAUACAGUCAUAAGACGCAAAAGAACUCGGAUGCAGUUCGGACACAAGUUAAACAAACUCCAGUACCAAAACUAACAGAUAUGUUUAACUGUGAUAUUUGCGAAUUUAAAACAUCUCAAAAACGUUGCAUUUUGGCACAUAUUAAAGUGCACGUCGCUAAACAAGUGUACUGUUGUAAUAAUUGUGAUUAUAAAUGUACAGAUAAAACCAACUUCCGAAGGCAUAUGAUAAAACAUACUGGACAAAAACCUUAUUCGUGUCAUAUCUGUGAACGUAGAUGUAUUACAAAAAGUGAUUUGCAAAGGCAUAUGAAAAUACAUACUGGAGAAAAACCUUAUUCAUGUCAUAUCUGUGAAUAUAAAUGUAUUAUAAAAAGUGGUUUGCAAACGCAUAUGAAAAUACAUACCGGAGAAAAACCUUAUUCGUGUCAUAUCUGUGACUAUAGAUGUAUUACAAAAGGGAAUUUGCAAUACCAUAUUAUUAAAAAACACUCCAAAGAAAAAUCUAAUUCGUGUCAUAUCUGUGAAUGUAGAUGUAUUACAAAAAGUGAUUUACAAAGGCAUAUGAAAAUACAUACCGGAGAAAAACCAUAUUCGUGUCAUAUCUGUGAAUAUAGAUGUAUUAUAAAAAGUAGUUUGCAAAGGCAUAUGAAAAUACAUACCGGAUAAAAACUUUUUUUGUGUAAUAUCUGUGAAUAGUAGAUGUAUAACAAAAAAUUCAUUGUAAUAUUAUUUAAAAAUACACACUAGAGUAAAAUCUUUUACUUGAGAUAUAAGGUAAAAUAAACCGUUAAAUUUGUCUGGCGAUUUGUGGGUAUUAUUAAUUACUCAAUAAAUAUGUGAUAAUAAUUUGAAAUUACCAAAAGUAUAUUUUUUUGGGAAUUUUAAUAAAAUAUUUCUGGUAAUACUUUAUAACGGACAAAAAGUCUGGGGGAGUUUUGGCGGGAAAUUGACCGGCAGCGGUUUGCUGCUCCUGUAUUAUUGUUUAAAUAAUGGUUUGAAGUGGACUUUGAUAUGUAAAAGUGUUGCGAUUUUGUGUAUUAAGUGUCUACGCAUGUGAACUAUUAGUGGAAACAGUGAAACAAGUGCUCUGAUGGUGAUGGAUUCUCAAGAUAAGCUGUUUGUUUGCAUAGGCACCUUUAGAUACCAUCGCCAACUAUCAGCUGUCUGCUGGAUCAAGUUGCCGCCAAAAUCUCCCAAGAACUGCACAAUGUGACGCAUCAACAUAUUGUGAAGCAGUAUACUAUGAAGGAGUGGGGAAAUUACAAUAAACCGAAUAAAAAUACUUAAGACUUGGCCAAAAGGUCUAGAUACCAGGCCAUAAACUCCAAAAAAAAAGUCUGGGAUUAUUUUUUUUAAAUUAUAUAAAAACUAAAUUAGAAGAUAAAAAGAAAUCAAGUUUCCAAAAAUACAUUUUUUUGGAUAUUCUUUUUGCAAAUGUUAUAUGAUGCGCAGUAACGAAAUAACCGCAAACGCUCUGUCAGACUCGCGGGACUGGAUUCGCCAAUUGACGAAAUUAUAUUUUGUCACAAUUUCAACUUGCCAAAAGGACCUUCCCAAAAUUCGUCGCCAGCUCUCCGACUAUUACUUGUCAUUCUAAUUUUAUUUAAAAGUGCUAACAAUGAAAUAUAAAUAAGUGUCUUACAGUAGAGGAGACAAUCUUAUGCACUAGUUAAGGGAUUUAACUCUGUCAUAAUUUGUGCGAACUGUUUAGCAGUGUUUUUCAGUUAGUGACAUCCCACACCUCACCCCCUCGAGUAAAGGGCACAGGCUCUUAAUGUUUUAUCCUACUCGACGUUCGAAACACCUGCAUUACAGACCUCAUUAAAUUGGUUUUUACAUUAUGAACGUUCAAAGAUCUCUGUCUGAGGUUAAAGUUUGUCUGGCUAGCUGCCAGCCCGAUCUUGUGAAAUAAGAUACCGAGGUGACACGGCAACGCAAUACUACCCCCAAGGAUCC